This is a messenger RNA of Aspergillus affinis, 1641 nucleotides long. RefSeq names its product tannase and feruloyl esterase. The record is from RefSeq and is a predicted model, not a curated record. NCBI's taxonomy places the organism in Eukaryota, Fungi, Ascomycota, Eurotiomycetes, Eurotiales, Aspergillaceae. Bases 1 to 1641 code for a protein of 546 amino acids. The transcript has a single exon.
AUGUCGUUUUGGAUGCUAUUCGCUGUUGAAUUGUCGAUUUCCCAGGCCCUGUUGAGCUCUGUCGGUGGUACUCCGUUCUGUAGUUCAAGUUCCUUUGCAUUCCCGGAGUUGGAAGGCGCUGAGUUGGUCCGCAUCAAUGCGAACGCUGUCCACAACUAUACAGCGCGUUCGGUUCGUUCGGGCUCUCUCGUCACAACAUCUCAUAUCAGUUUCUGCAAUACCACGGUGACGUAUACACAUCCCGGCUGGAACGAUACCGUCAACGUGGAGGUUUGGCUGCCACUUGAACAAAAGGACUGGAAUGGUAAGCUCGAGGCAGUGGGAGGCGGGGGUUACAGUGCCGGAUUUGGCGCGCUGUUUCUGACCCAGGCGGUGGUUGAUGGGUACGUGGCCAUCGAUACAGAUGCAGGUCAUGAGUUCGGGCCUUCGGUUGCUCAACAUCCAGGGGGCUGGGUGCUUGUUAGCCCUGGAAACGUCAACUGGUAUCUUAUGGACAACUUUGGCUCGAGGUCUCUGUAUGACAUGACGAUCAUUGGAAAGGCCAUCACCGAGACGUAUUUCGGCCGGAAACCGACAUAUUCAUAUUUCGCUGGGUGCUCCCAGGGUGGGCGUCAGGGUCUGAUGAUUGCGCAGAGAUAUCCUGAUCUGUAUGAUGGGAUCUUGUCUCAGGCGCCGGCUAUUAAUUUUGAGAACUUCAUUCCGGCUGGAUACUGGGCGCAGCAGGUCAUGAAUGACCUUGGCGUGUAUCCGUCACCUUGCGAAAUCAAUGCCUUCACGAAAGCGGCGAUCGAGGCCUGUGAUAUGUUGGAUGGAGUAAGAGAUGGGGUCAUCUCGGCACCGGACCUGUGUCACUUCAACCCGCACAGUGUUGUGGGUCAGAAUGUGUCCUGCAAUGAUACUACAACACGGAUGCUCACAAAGGCAGGCGCUCAUAUUGUAGAAGCAGCAUGGGACGGCCCACACAGCCCGACAGACAAUAUUGGCUGGUUCGGUCUGAAUAAAGACGCCUCGCUCACCGGCGCAUAUGUCACCACCAAUUGCUCAAGCGGCACAUGUUCAGGAGCACCAACCCCGCUUCUAAGCAACUGGUUCCCGUAUUUCGUUGCCAAAGAUCCCGACUUUGCGAUAGCGAACAUGACCGUUGCGGAUUUCUUCGCCGCGCUCCGGCUUUCAGACUUGGAAUACAAGUCCAUGCUUGGGACCGCCUGUCCGGACCUUUCUGGGUUCCGGGACGCUGGCGGGAAGAUGAUUUCCUGGCAUGGUCUCGCUGACGAAAUCAUUCCUCCUAAUGGAACUAUUGCAUACUAUCAGGAAGUGCUUGAGCUCGAUCCUUCGGCGCAUGAGUUCUAUCGGUUCUUCGAGGCCCCGGGAGUCGGACACUGCGCGGGGGGCUCGGGGCCGUUUCCCAAUGAGAUAUUCAAGGAACUUAUUGCCUGGGUUGAGGACGGUGUCGUUCCGGAGAGAUUGAAUGCUAGCAGUGCCGACGGAACGGUGAGGCCUCUCUGUCCAUAUCCUUCCCGACAGACUUAUGUGGGUGGGGAUCCCUCAGAAGCUGGCUCUUUCGCGUGCGUUUCUAGGGGGGCCGAGGAUAAGGAUAAAGGUCUGCUUGCAGAUAUUUUUCAAUUUUACCGGCCUUCGUGA